Paramecium sonneborni is the source of this 535-nucleotide messenger RNA. The record is from the annotation of a GenBank genome assembly. Lineage: Eukaryota; Ciliophora; Oligohymenophorea; Peniculida; Parameciidae.
UUAUGUUCACACAAACAAUUAUUAACAUGUUUCUUUUAAUCAUUCUCUUUCUAGAAUAUACUUUAAGAAACAAAACGUGGUUAAUUACUUCAAUUCUACACUUCUCUCUGUAUUUAUUUAUUCCUUCAAAACGUCCCUCCUCUUUUCAAAGAAAUAAAAAAUUAUACUCAAACAUGGAUACUUCUGUUCUUGCUUAAUUAACAUAUUUCACCAAAGUGCUUUUUAAUUUUUGCNUAUAAAUUGCUUAAUAAAACAAAAAUAGCAUAAUAAUAUAAAUAAUCUAAAAUAUCACAUGUCUAAAAUAUGUAUAAAUUCUUAUAACAAUAAAGUUUAUUUGAAAUAUAUAUAUUUUCUGCAUAAUCAAUUUUAAACAUCAAGACUAUCUUUUUAAUUCCAUUUGAUUAGAGGAACGACUUAAACUUAUAUAAAUACUUUGAAUUGCUAAUUAAUACAAUCUUGAAUCAUAAAAGUUUCAAGAAAGUAGCGAAUUGAAAAUAAAUAGAUAAUGGAAGAAUUAUGUAAAAUAAAAUCAAUA